UCUCUUUAAAAUGUCCAAUUCACUGAUAACUUUGUAGUGUUAGAUGCUCCCAAUUUAUGUCGAUUGACCAUUGAACAGCGUUAGAAACACACUUCUUUGCGUAAUCUGUCAAAUACACUUUCUAUCAAUGAUUGAACAUUAGUACUAAAAAAAUUACGUAAUCUUUCAAAUACACUUGACGAAUUUCAUUUAUAAUUUCAUUUUUUUUCUUACAAAAUAACAAAAUUGUUUCUGAAUGAAUGUGAUCAAAGUUGCGUUCCUUUUUACCAUAUUUGUUGUCACUCCUACUUAUUUAAACUGCUUUGUAUUAUUUCUUCCCGUAGCAAGCCUCUUGUUUUUCCUUUUCCAUUGGAACUUCUUCACAUCCUCUCUCUCCCCCCAAAAAAACUUGAUCUUCUUUACUUUCUUUUUCUGUCUGAGAGUUCUUGAAGUUUUCCAUUGAGGCUCCAGAAACUUUAUGAGUUCUGUUGAUUCAUUUUCCACUUGGCAAUAUAAUGAAAGAGCAUUUCAUGUAGAUGUUCUUCACCACUAUAUGCUCUUAUUGCACUACUUGUGUUUUGUGCCGUUCUGAAUUAUGCAAAUAACUACAUGAUUUAGCAUAAAAGAAAUUGUUGACACACAAUCAUGAAGUUUAUGAAACUAGGAUCUCGUUCGGACACCUUUUACACUGCAGAGUCUGUAAGGACAAUCUCUUCUGAAGUUUCAAGUGACUUCAUAAUUCAAGUGAAAGGAACUAGAUACCUUCUUCACAAGUUUCCACUACUGUCCAAAUGUUUUCGCCUGCAAAGGCUAUGCUCAGAGAGUUCUGAUUCUCCACAGCACCAAAUAGUCCAACUACCUGAUUUUCCUGGCGGGGUGGAAACAUUUGAGCUUUGUGCCAAGUUCUGCUAUGGCAUAACAAUCACUCUCAGUGCUUACAACAUCGUGGCCGCGCGAUGCGCGGCCGAGUACUUGCAGAUGACUGAGGAUGUUGAGAAGGGGAAUUUGAUUUACAAGCUUGAUGUUUUCUUCAACUCAUGCAUCCUCAAUGGCUGGAAGGAUUCCAUUGUGACUCUACAAACCACAAAGGCAUUGCCUUUGUGGUCAGAGGACUUAGCAAUUUCAAGCAGAUGCAUUGAGGCAAUUGCCUCAAAGGCCUUAAGCCACCCAUCAAAGGUGAGUUUGUCACACAGCCAUUCCCGGAGGGUGAGGGAUGAUGUGUCUUCAUGCACCGGAAGCGAAAGCUUGAGACACAAAUCAACAAGCAGAGGUUGGUGGGCUGAGGAUUUAGCAGAUUUGAGCAUAGACUUGUAUUGGAGAACCAUGAUAGCCAUCAAAUCUGGUGGCAAGACACCCUCAAAUCUCAUUGGUGAUGCAUUGAAAAUCUAUGCAUCUAGAUGGCUACCAAAUAUAAGGAAGAAUGUGCAUCAUGUCAAGAGGGAAAAAACUGAAUCAGACUCAGAUUCAGAUUCUGCAAGUGAAGUGAAUUCAAAACAUAGACUACUUUUGGAAUCAAUAGUGAGCUUGCUUCCAGCAGAGAAAGGUGCUGUUUCUUGCAGCUUCCUUCUUAAGCUAUUGAAGGCUGCCAAUAUUCUCAAUGCUUCUUCUUCUUCAAAGGUGGAAUUGGCCACAAGGGUAGGACUUCAGUUGGAGGAAGCAGCGGUUAACGAUCUUCUGAUACGCUCGGUGUCUAAGAGUACUAAUGAUAUGAUCUAUGAAGUGGACUUGGUGAUGACCAUAUUGGAACAGUUCAUGUUGCAAGGUCAGAGUCCUCCAACCAGCCCUCCAAGAUCAAGAUUUGCCGUCGAAAGAAGGCGGUCUCGUUCCGCCGAGAAUAUUAACCUUGAGUUUCAAGAGAGUAGGAGGUCCUCCUCAGCUUCUCAUAGCUCAAAACUUAAGGUGGCAAAGCUUGUGGAUAGAUACCUUCAGGAGGUUGCCAGGGAUGUGAAUUUGCCUCUCUCAAAAUUCAUUGCUAUUGUUGAAACUAUACCAGAUUUUGCAAGGCAUGAUCAUGAUGAUCUGUACAGAGCUAUUGACAUUUAUCUCAAGGCACAUCCAGAACUCAGCAAGAGUGAAAGGAAGAGGCUAUGUAGAAUUCUAGACUGCAAAAAGCUGUCUAUGGAAGCAUGCAUGCAUGCAGCACAGAAUGAGCUUCUUCCCCUAAGAGUUGUUGUGCAAGUUCUCUUCUUUGAGCAAGUAAGAGCAGCAGCAGCUGGUGGCAAAGUGAGUGACAUGCCAAGCAACAUCAAGGCAUUGCUCACUGCAAAUGGCAUUGACCCUUCAAAGCACACAGCACCAUUGAGCACCACAACUAGUAUUCAUGUUGAUGACAAUUGGAGUGUUUCUGGAUUCAAGUCAUCAAAGUCAACAACUAGGAACCCUACUCUCAGAAUGAAGCUAGCUGAGGAUGACUUGGAUGAAAAUGUUGUGCCCCGUGAUGAGAUUGGAAGAACUUCUAGGUUUAAGGGUAUUCUUGGUCUUCCCACUCAGCCCAAAAAAAUGUUUAGCAAGUUGUGGUCUACAAAUAGAAGUGCCACUGAAAAGAAUUGAGUGAAUUUUUCUAUUUUUCAUGAUGGGGAUAUGGGGAAUUUAGAGGGUAACAUAUACUAUAUGUAAGUUGUAAUGUAAUGUAAAAUCUAGGGAAAAUUAAUGAAUCCAAAAAUGUGCAUUGUUCAGGUAACCUAUAUAAUAAUGAGAAAUGAGAUUUUUCAAAAAGGGGGAAAUCUCUUUGGUAAAAAUCACAUUUGUGAAAAAUUGGAUGAUGAUUGAGGAAGAGGAACCUUAGGUGUAAGUGACGAAUUGUAGGGUCAAGGGUGCCGUUUGUGUCCACGAAUCUGAAACACGUGGCUAUGUUCAUCUUUGGUGGUUCACUUCAAAUGGGUCCUGAUUCUGUUGAUAAAAAUUAA
This is a messenger RNA of Glycine soja, 2885 nucleotides long. RefSeq names its product BTB/POZ domain-containing protein At1g67900-like. Lineage: Eukaryota; Viridiplantae; Streptophyta; Magnoliopsida; Fabales; Fabaceae. The record is from RefSeq and is a predicted model, not a curated record. The transcript has 4 exons. Bases 625 to 2529 code for a protein of 634 amino acids.